GAUAGAUACGGAGGAAGGAAAGUCCUCAACCUAGUGUCGCGUGCCUCAAUGGACGUUCGUCUUGUUGUUGAGUAGAGUGAGGUCCUUCCCAAAGGUCGUUCGAAGUCUCCUCCCGUUGCCCCUGGCAUGGAUUAAUUUAAACCCCGAAUCUCUCGACUCGAACUCCGUUGUUGGUUCUUCCCGACGAUUUCGAAGAUGUCUUUGGAAAGCGAAGGCAGAUCCGACGACGGCCUCAAAAGAUGUCGUCUAGUCCCUCCUGAAGAAGAGAUCAGGGUCAGUCCCAUCGUCCUGUCCUCUGUGCCCCCUCAGAGUCCCUGCCAGGACCCACCUCCUCCUCCUCCCCCUUCGUCGAGUAUCACCCUGGAUUCCCCCUGGUACUCUGCAGAAGCCGCGGUCGUCGACCAACAUGGCGUCGCAUCCAGCGUCCCAGUCUUCAACGUCGUGUCGUCGUCGUCCUCGGCGGAUCAUCAUCAUCAGACAGUGACGACGUCCUACGGCCACAUAGGCGGCGGCGGCGCCGUCGAGGACCUCCGGGAGGAGGGAGACCUCCACCAGCCUUGGUACACCUGCCUCUACUCGCCCCCUUCAUUGCAACAAUCGCCCCUUCAGGAACUCGUCGACGCGACUUCUUCUAGCGGCAGCGCCGCCGCCGUCGUGGAUGGACACUCGUACGCCAUGGCGUCCCACCACGCCAGCUACUCCCUGGUGGGUCCUGCUUCCUCGAUGUCGGGCGGCGGCGUCUACGCCGCUCCUCUGACCAUGAAGGUGGAGGAACCCAGGCAACCCGAGGAGGUCAUGACGGGCGUCAGCCUGGAGAACCCGACCGGGUUCGAUUGCGUGGGGCUGCGGGUCGAGGAUUACCGCCUGGGCGGCCACGUGAUGCCCGAAGAGGAAGACGGCUCCGUUAACCUGAUGACGGCGGCAGCUUCUACCACGGGGGGCUGGAUGGUGGACGACAUGGCCUCUGGGGCCACCACUUGGCCCUCUGUCAAGAUGGAGGCCUGGAGUCAUCCACACGGAUGCAACAGGUAUGUAAGUGAGGAAGGGGCCUACUGGUUGCCAUCUGGGUGGCAGGUGGCUUCUGCAGGCAUGAUGGAGGAAAGUAUGGAGUCUCCUGAAGAGCCGGUCAACUCUCCACAGGAUGGGGCCUCCACCUCCGGUGGCAAGAGGCCGGACUCGAAGAAGUGUGGAGUCUGCGGCGACCGGGCCCUGGGCUACAACUUCAACGCCAUCACAUGCGAGUCGUGCAAGGCCUUCUUCAGGAGGAAUGCUCUCAAGAAUAAGGAGUUUCGCUGUCCAUUUCAAGAUAGUUGCAAGGUGGACCAAGUGACGAGGCGGUUUUGCCAAAAGUGCCGUUUGAGAAAGUGCUUCGAGAUCGGCAUGAAAAAGGAGUGGAUAAUGACGGAAGAGGAGAAACAGAGGAAGAAACAGAAGAUCGAAGAGAACCGCGCUCGGAAGAUGGGCGAUGCGUAUUCCGACGACGACAGUCUAAAAAGCAGCGUUCCGCCUUUCAGUCCGUUUUCUUCCGGUUCGACUGGCGAACCGAAUAAGCCGCAGGCGAUAGUUGUCGGAGUGAUUCGUAGUGAAGAGGAGUCAUCUGCAAAGGUACUACGGGUUGAAGGCCAAACUGACAUCCAUUCCCAGGAGAGAACGAUUAUCCAGUCUACCGGAGCACUGGCAGACAAGCCAUCACUUCCCUCCGGUUCAUCUUUAGAAUAUUAUAAGGAAGAAAAAGACUAUGGUGAUGACAUUACCAGUUCGCCCACCGCCAGCCAGCAAGAGGUACCUCCAAGGUGUUCCGAGGAUCAGGAUUUUUCCGGGAGCAUCCCCUCCCACCCAUCAAGAGUGCUACAACUUUUACCUUAUAGUCAUGCUACUAGUCCUAACGAUAAUUCUGUUGAAUCAGACUCCUUCAUAUCAUCACCCCACGCAACAGUAGCGGUGAAUGCUAGUCCAGGGUCGGCUCACUGUCUUGCACCGGAGUCCCCAGCCACACCUACAAGCCAGCCUUUGGGGAAUCUAAGCAUGGCUCAAGUGAUGGCAAUUAAUAUAAAAAAAGAGGUUGAAUACACUGACAGUGAAACCAACCAGAGUCCCGCCGAAUCCCGGGAAAACACAGAACUACAACAAGACUGCUGGCAAAACUUCAGCGUGCAAGAAGCUUUGCGGAUGCUGCAACCAGGCUGCAAGGCGAAUUCGUGUGUGACAGGUAUAACCAUGAUGGACUCCAUCAUGAACACAGCUAUAAGUGCUGAAUACAGUGCCUUUAGUCUUUUAGGGAGUUCUAAUCCGAGAGAACUGAACGAACCUGAGAAGAUGAAACUCAGCGAGUUGUCUGAGGCCAACAAGGGUCUCAUGGCCCCCCUGUGUGAAGACUAUAAUUUUAAGGACCUUAGCAACCCAUCGUUAAUCAACAUCAUCAACAUGACGGAAAUAGCAAUACGUCGCCUUAUCAAGAUGUCAAAGAGAAUAUCCGCUUUCAAAAGUCUGUGCCAGGAGGAUCAGAUUGCACUCCUCAAAGGAGGGUGCACGGAGAUGAUGAUCUUGCGUUCGGUGUUCGCCUACGACCCCGACAAGGAUUCUUGGACGAUACAACAAGAUCAUGACCGUUUCAAAAACAUCAAACUAAAGGUGCUCAAGGCAGCCCCCGGCAACGUUUACGAGGAACACAAGCGCUUCAUUUUGGCAUUCCAACCCGAGUGGAGAAGAGAUCUCAACAUAAUAUUCCUUCUCUCCGCAAUCACCCUCUUCAUGCCAGAACGGCCGAACAUCAUUCAUGCGGAGGCAAUAAAACAUGAACAGUGUUCCUAUCUUUACCUGCUGAAACGUUACCUUGAGUGCAAGUAUGGUGGUUGUGAGGGGCGAACAGUGUAUCACAGACUCUUGGAGAGAAUAAACCACCUCCACAUCCUGAAUGAAAAUCACAUACGUGUCUUCCUGGAAGUGAACCCCCAAGAAGUUGAACCUCUCCUCAUUGAAAUAUUUGAUCUGAAACAAAGGUGACAGUCUAAAAAUGCAUUAGCGUGAAACAUGCCACUCUAGUUGUAAUUUCCUUUUCCCCUCUGAAAACGACUGACUCCUCUUCCUUUUCAUGAGCUAAGUCAGUAGGGACUAAAGGUGCGCCGCUGAAUAGACUAUUUUUACGACAGAUUGCGCCCGUGGAGACUUUGGUGGUUCUGAAAAGAACGGAGUCCUCUUUUAUAGAUUUGUACAAGUGUUCCUGUCCACAUUUCCCCGUCAUUCACGACAGUUGUGCUCAACGAAGGCCAUUUAUACCGCAGACUUUUAUACAUGAUGUAUUUGUUUUUUGUUAGUAAAUCUGUAUACAGUAUAUAUUUAGCAUAUGCAAUUUAUGUAUCAUAAAACUGUCUGUCCAUAAGGCUUACUAAAGUCGUGCCAUACCUGGUAUGAUUAUAUAUAUUUCUUAAAUUAUACAGUCAUCACCA
Messenger RNA from Macrobrachium nipponense, 3446 nucleotides. RefSeq names its product nuclear hormone receptor HR96-like (gene Hr96). Bases 196 to 3003 code for a protein of 935 amino acids. The transcript is spliced from 11 exons. Gene Ontology annotation, molecular function: nuclear receptor activity; RNA polymerase II cis-regulatory region sequence-specific DNA binding; zinc ion binding. The record is from RefSeq and is a predicted model, not a curated record. Gene Ontology annotation, biological process: positive regulation of transcription by RNA polymerase II; cell differentiation; negative regulation of transcription by RNA polymerase II. Lineage: Eukaryota; Metazoa; Arthropoda; Malacostraca; Decapoda; Palaemonidae.